GGCGGUGCACAAGCGGUGUAUUCCGGUGAUAAAAUAGAGCCACAAGCAGCCAGCGAGCAGGUCAGAGCGGAGGAAUUCGGUGAAAACGAAAGCCGAGUCUCCUGCUCACAGUUACCGCUACCACGAAGAGCUCCGGGGCCGGGUCCAUGAUAGCUCAGCAGGGACACAUCUUCAUCUCACGUGGCGGGGCAUUCUGGAAGAGACGGAGACACCUCGGGAGGAUGUCCCACAGGGCGAACCGGGAGUGAAAAUCUUCUCAGCAAGAUGUGAGAUGAUGCGGGAGAAAAUUGCGACGGAGGCCAGCGACAUGGUGUUGGUCCGAAGCUCGCACGGCCGGAGCCGGGCCAGAGUGACUCACGCCGUGGUGGUGAUCUUCUUGGAGUUCUUUGCGUGGGGCCUGCUCACCACGCCCAUGCUGACCGUCCUGCACGAGAUGUUUCCUCAGCACACCUUCCUGAUGAACGGCCUGGUGCAGGGGGUCAAGGGUUUCCUGUCGUUUCUGUCGGCUCCUCUGAUUGGUGCUCUGUCAGACAUCUGGGGCAGGAAGUCCUUCCUCCUCAUGACAGUGUUCUUCACCUGCGCCCCCAUCCCCUUCAUGAAGAUCAGCCCCCGGUGGUAUUUCGCUCUCAUCUCAGUCUCCGGGAUUUUCGCGGUGACCUUUUCGGUGAUCUUUGCCUACGUCGCCGACAUCACAGAGGAACACGAGAGGAGCACUGCCUACGGACUGGUCUCGGCGACCUUUGCGGCCAGCCUGGUGACGAGCCCGGCCAUCGGGGCCUACCUGUCUGCGCAGUACGGAGACAGCCUGGUGGUCCUUGUUGCCACGGUGAUUGCUGUGGCAGAUAUUGCGUUCGUGUUCUUCGUCGUCCCUGAGUCGCUGCCAGACAAGAUGAGGCUGACGUCCUGGGGGUUUCCCAUCUCCUGGGAGCAGGCCGACCCCUUCGCCUCUCUGCGUCGGGUGGGGAAAGACACCACGGUGCUGCUGAUCUGCGUCACCGUGUUCCUGUCCUACCUGCCUGAAGCCGGCCAGUACUCCAGCUUCUUCCUCUACCUGCGACAGGUGAUCGAGUUUUCUCCAGCAGCCAUCACCGGCUUCAUCGCCAUGGUGGGAAUCCUCUCUAUAGUCGCUCAGACGGUCUUCUUCGGGGUUCUGAUGAGGACCAUCGGUAAGAAGAACACGGUUCUUCUCGGCCUGGGCUUUCAGCUGUUCCAGCUGGCCUGGUACGGCUUCGGCUCCGAGCCGUGGAUGAUGUGGGCAGCAGGAACUGUAGCAGCCAUGUCUUCGAUCACCUUCCCAGCAAUCUCUGCUCUGGUGUCGCACAGCGCCUCACCCGACCAGCAAGGUGUGGCUCAGGGGAUGAUCACAGGUAUCAGAGGCCUGUGCAAUGGUUUGGGGCCGGCUCUCUACGGCUUCAUCUUCUUCCUGUUCAACGUGGAGCUGAACGAAAUGGAGACGAUGGCAGGAAGAUCCACAGCGAGCACACAGAAGCUGGUCGUCCCGGGCCCGCCCUUCCUCUUCGGCGCGUGCAGCGUCAUAUUUGCUUUAGUUGUCGCCUUCUUCAUCCCUGAGCACCACCAGCUGGCCGAAGUCAAGACCUGCACUGCCAACAAGGCCGACAGCAGCUCCGCCGCACACGCUCAGAACGGCAGCCCUCUCUCCUUGCCCGUCAGCGACACCGAGGACCUCGAGCCGCUGCUGCAGGACAGUGUCAUGUGACUCGUAGGCAGUCUGGCCAAUUACAGAACAGAGUCCUGUCUGCAAGUCCCACCCCCUGUUAAAAAAAACAAACCCUCUCUUCCCGUGAUCCAGACUGUCGGGGAACGUUAGGCGGCGGCCUCCCCGGCAAACUGCUUUUUAUCUCACUGACAUCACUCACCUGUGACACCUCCCAUUCUUUGCCCAGGUGUGUUUGGGCAGGUAGAACCAAAGGGCUUUGAAGUCUUGCCUCAGUAAGAGUCGAGAUCUCACCGUUAAAACAGAUCAGCAGAAGUAAAGUGGUCGUGUAGUCGUGCAGGAUCGCAUCGUUUUACUUUACGAGCCAAUCACAGCGAGGACGGAACCACAGAAGCCAAAGCAACUGACAGCAGCCUCCCAUACCUGUCGGUCAGGUCUGUACCUGACUCCACACGUCAGGUUCGCAGAGCUGAGGCCAUCAAAUGCUCCUCGCUGUACGGGCCGUAAAAGCUGACACUCUGACAAGCUGACAGUUUUUUUUGGGGGGGGGUUGUUGUUGUUUGGACCAGAGGGUGAAUCGUGGCGAGGACGAGGAGGUUGGAGCUGUUCGGGAUUGUGGGAUACGAUACCAAAUCAUGAUGAGAUCCAGGUGUUUGUUUUCUGUCUGGAUCUAUUUGCGCUCAGACUUCCUGUCACACAGAGCAUGUGCAAACUGACUGGCUAUGAUGUCAUCGCCCUCUCCCAUCAGGAGUUUGUAUAUUUGGGAGAAAUCCGAGUAAAUAAACGGCGUGAAGCUGGAGGCGUCAUUUAGCUCCGCCUCAUUAUUUCAUCAUUUGGUCUCCCAGUUUAAUCAAUCAGGCUUUUAAUUUACUAAUGUGGCGUUUUUGUUUUGAGCUGCAGGUGUGGUCGUUUUGUUUCAGUGUAGAUUUUCCUGCACUGAUCCAGGAAACUGGACUCGGUUUGACCCGACUUCAAAUCAACAUUUAAAUGCAUUUUAUGUAUUUAUUUAUUUUGUCAUUUUUCGUCUCAGCCCUGAUUUCAAACCUCCGCCCUACAGACGGUCUCAUGUUUUGCCUCCUCCCGUCCUGUAGAGGGCGCUGUACUGCUCUGUUUUAUAGCCUCAAGCUGGACGAAGUCUGCAGGGUCGGAGUUUUUACAGCGUGGAUCAAGUUAAUAUCAAAGAUUUCACUGAAAACCGAGUUUUCCCUGAGCCACAGUGACCAGUGACAGUUUUAAGGACAGAGAGCACCACCUGGUUUUCGCCAUUGCUCCUCCCACAAUCUGAACCUCUGCAGGUCACCACCACCACCUCCUCCUCCUCCUCCUCCUCCUCCUCCUCGUCUUCUUCUUCUGUUUUAAUACUUGAAGUUUGUUUCUGUUUGACCUGAAAGUGCUCUCCCCGUCCGCCUGCCCCUUCCAGGUCGGACAAAUCAAACGCUCCAAGUUACUGAUGCAGUUUGAACCUUGGCGGUCCCGAGGCGGGCUGCUCACAAACCAACCGGUGCCGUGUUUUAUUACUCUUUUGUGCUUAUUUUGCCUUUUUGUUACAGGCUGUAUUUCUCAGAAGGUCAAUAGAUCGGUUUAAAAAACCUGAUCAGUCAUUUAAGUCGAGUUUUCUCCCAGUUCAGGUUAAAAACCAUCGCAUGUGCGCUCUGUGCAGGUUGUCACGUUUGCCCCGUAAAGCUUCAGCCUUCAUGAUUGGUUCAUGUGAUGUAUAAAUUUCUCUCUAAAUCCAGACUUGGAUUUUUGUGCACAGAGCUCCGGCGCUCCUGAAGGUCUCUUCAUGUCCAGUUUGAACCAGUGAAACCAGUUUCAGAGCACAUGUGGGGCUCCAGCUGUUGCUUAAAGACAGAUUAAUGAAUCUUGUGAACCAGAGCACAGGUCAGGUGCGUUUACCUGCACAGCCCGGCUACUGUAAGUGGAAUAUAACCCGUGCUGCAUUCAGGCUCUGUUUCUGUGUGGGAGAUGAUAGUUUUUGACAGUUUAAAGUGACCAAAGGUUCUCUGACAGAUGACGUCACCUUUGAGUGGUAGUUCUUCCUUCUUUUUUUUUUUCCCCUGAAUGCAGCAUGAACGUUGUCAUGGCUACAGGAACGCCUGAUCAUCCUGUUGUGACGAUGAUGAUGUAGCUCAGAAGCACAAUCGACUGUUAGAGAAGCUCUCGGCUUAAUAACCUUUAAUCUUUUAACCCUUAACGCCCACUUGCCGAUGAUGUCAGAUGGUUCGUUUUCCUAUGCUCACCGAGUGUCCUCAAAUGCCUCAUGGAGAGUCUUGGAUCCCACAGUAGUUUGGCCGAGUACUGAAUGCCUUUCUGUCUGGAUUAUCUUUAGACUCAGUCCAAUUUAAAACUGGAUCAUUGGAAAUUUUUUUUGUCUUAAGUUCAGAAAUUCGUGUCCUUCAUGUUGAAAUUCAGAGCAGAUUUAGCAAUCCGGCCUCAGACUGAGUGAUCCGGGCGGGUGACUCAGUCAUUCUUCCUGGGUCGAGUUUCCUGCUUUCCUCGGUUAAAUCUGACGAUGAGAUGAAUAUUCUGGAGAUUAGGGCGGCUGAUUGUUGACUCCAUGAUGAGGUUAAGAGCCGAGUCCCGGUUUCUGCUGUCAGAGCCGAGUCGCUCCAUCACGUCGUCAUCGUGUCAUAAAGUUUCCUGCUUUAAGUUUUUUUUAAUGAAUUUCCCCGUUGAUGAGUCUCUGAAACCGUUCAUGAAGUAAAACGUGACGUUUUUAAAUGUUGGCUUGUGUUUGGUCACACAGACGAUGGAGGCUGUAAAUCCUCCUCAGAGGCUUUUUUUUCUUUUUUUACGGUGAGGCGUGAAGGCUGACGCGCCAACAUGGCCGCCGCAGCGACUGACAGACAUUCCCAGAUGUUCCUCCUCUUCCUCCUCUGUGCAGACCUUUUGCUGAUUGCUGCACUUCAAUUUCUCUGAACGUGUGCCUGAAUCACUCGUGUUCAUAUCACUUUUAUAUUUAAACCGAGAGACGUCGUGUAUUUUGCUUUUGCUCUUUUAUCCUAAGAACAUAAUUUUGAAUAAUAUCUAUGAUAACGAGAAUAUUAAUAACAAUAAAGAGAAAUGUGUGACA
Oreochromis aureus is the source of this 4748-nucleotide messenger RNA. RefSeq names its product major facilitator superfamily domain containing 14Bb (gene slc71a2b). Gene Ontology annotation, molecular function: transmembrane transporter activity. Bases 272 to 1717 code for a protein of 481 amino acids. Gene Ontology annotation, cellular component: membrane. Gene Ontology annotation, biological process: transmembrane transport. The record is from RefSeq and is a predicted model, not a curated record. The transcript is spliced from 12 exons. NCBI's taxonomy places the organism in Eukaryota, Metazoa, Chordata, Actinopteri, Cichliformes, Cichlidae.